AUGUCACAACCACCAGUUCGAUCAGAUAGAGAAUUAUGUUGGAAAUUAAGAGAUGAAUAUUUUAAAUGUCUUGGAGAAAUUGAUCCAACGACGGUAAAUAAUGAUGAAUCAAUAAAAAGUUUAGUAAAAAAGAAUGGAUGCUGGAAGAUAAAAGGAGCUUACGAAGAUAAGUGUAUUGCAAGUUGGGUUGAUUAUUUUAAUAAAAAACAUUCAUUCGAACUUCGAAAAUCAAAAAUAGAACAAAGUAAUGACAAUAAUAAUAAAUCAUAA
Messenger RNA from Entrophospora candida, 270 nucleotides. The record is from the annotation of a GenBank genome assembly. Lineage: Eukaryota; Fungi; Glomeromycota; Glomeromycetes; Entrophosporales; Entrophosporaceae.